This is a messenger RNA of Oncorhynchus gorbuscha (pink salmon), 3579 nucleotides long. Its product is annotated as transmembrane protein 200C-like. The record is from RefSeq and is a predicted model, not a curated record. Lineage: Eukaryota; Metazoa; Chordata; Actinopteri; Salmoniformes; Salmonidae. The transcript is spliced from 2 exons. The coding region runs from base 842 to 2470 and encodes 542 amino acids.
GUGACCAGUGGGAUCGGAUUCAAUGGCAGAACAUAAUUACCGUUGUAUCUUGGCAUAAAUAAGGUGCGCAAUUUAUAGGUAUGUUUUUUUGCAGGAAUUUUGGAAGCAUAUGUGAUGCGGCAGAUAUAGAAGGCUCUGGAUAGAUUAUGUUUCUGGAUAGAUUAUGUUUCUAAAUGCGCCAGGUGCCUUGCGCAUUUUAGUUGGCGUCACUAACAAUAGUCCACUGGUCCUACUUCUAGCCGAAAACGUUGGAAAGGUCUCACCAUACGCGCUCUGACCGCAGCACAGCACGACUGGUCUUCGCUUUCAGCGCACCUGCACAUCCAACCAUGGAUGGGGACUUUAUGUUAACGAGAGGAUAGUUAAGAACACAAUUAUUAAAAUCCUGCAAAAAUUUCAGUCGAUGACUGCUGUGGUGGUAGCAUAGCAACAACACCCAAGAAUCAGAGAAACAUCAGCAAUCUCACCCACUGCCUUGGAAGCUCAAAACUCUCCGUUAGAAACUCGGCGCGCUGCUCGCUGGAAAGACACUCCCUGGAGAGGAGCGCGAGUACGCCGAAUAAAAGGGAUACGUUUUUCACCCAGAUGGAGGAUGACUUGGAAAAGCUUGAGCCUCGAUGAAAACUACAGCGCCUAGUGACUGUGACUGGUUGUCCUUGCUGAAGAUCGCUAAACCUUUGCCAAAAUGGAAUUACAUGGAAUGAACAGAGUUUCCUUUUACGACAUGAGAUAUCCGCGCCCAGGAAUCUAAACUUUAUUUUAGUGUUUAAGAUGUGGUUGUUUUUGCCUGUCUUCUAUGGAUGAGUGAGUGAGCUGUCCGUCCAUCCGUUGCAUCCCAACCAUGAUCGCCACCGGAGGCCUGCUGCGGAUCAACAGGAGGCAGGACUCACUGCGCUCCAAGAGCCGCGCCGAGAACAAGCGCAAGAGGAAAGCCAAGAAGAAGCAGAAGAACGAGGUGGUGGUGGUCAAGGGCAAGCUGAAUCUAUGCUCCAUCUCGGGGGUAGUGGCGGCCAUUGGGAUUCUGAUCCUACUGGUGGGCAUUUCCAUGGCCAUACUGGGCUACUGGCCUAGGGAGAGCCCACUAUACCCUGAACCGCGCCAUACCCAAAGGAUUUACGACAAGAAGGAAGAGUCAAGGCUGACAGGCAACUGGACAAACAACGCAAAGGUCGGAUUUCACAUGGAUAGGGAUUUGGUCAGUAACAAUCGUUCCAACGGCACAGGUUUAGAGCAGCCCCCUAUGGGCUUCCUGGCCGAGUUCUUGGAUAAUUACCUGUACUCAGACAAGCUGAAGGUGUUCGGGCCCCUCAUCAUGGGCAUUGGCAUCUUUCUGUUCAUCUGCGCCAACGCGGUGCUGCACGAGAACCGCGACAAGAAGACCAAAGUCAUCAACCUGAGGGACAUCUACUCCACAGUCAUCGACAUCCACAGCUUGCGGACUAAGGAGAACACGCCGCUCAAUGGCUUUGUGAAUUAUGUGCAGUCCAAAGGGGUGGAAGGGAACCCUAGUGCUGCGUAUACCGCCGCCCUGCUGGCCAAAGGAACCUGGCCCUCAGGGGGCUCGCCGGAUGAGGGCAGUCGGGGCCCCUCCAGAUGCCACUCCCUGACCAGGUCAAGGGUCUCGUCACUCGAGAGGCAGACGUUCACCGACACAGUCUACACUAUCUCCAGACACAGCGGGGCCGGCCAGCAGAGCAGCCCUAUUCCCAUCCCCAAACAGUGGGAGACCAAGACAAUAGUGGCCUCCUCGGUCAACACCUUCACUCUCCCCAUGACCAAACCCAACCACCGGGCCAACCAGCACCAGCGCAGGCCCUCGGCCAAAGCAGAGGCACGCAGGAGCAGGGCCGCGCUGUGCGACUCUGGGGAAGAAGACGAUGAGGCUCGGGUGGGUUACGUAGUUCCAGAAACCACCACUCAGGCCAAGGUAGAGACUUUGCAGACGGCCAUGUUCUUGCCUCAAGACUCGGUAGAAGUAUACAAGAGCAGUGGUAGCCUCCAGGGGGCGCCGCAGGGCUCCCAGGUGCAGCUACUCCCCUCUUCCCCCACCGGACACAGAGUGACAGGCUCCCACCUGUCCCUCAGCGCACUGACGGAAUACUCCAGGUCCAUCGACCUGGGCAUCACUCCAUCCACCCCCACCGAUUGGAAAGUGGAACGUUCUCGGCGACUCAGCUGCCCUCGCCUAGAAGUACUGGGAGGCAGUGGGUACAUCAAACUGGGCAACCUAGGGGGGGAGUCAUUUGAGUCAAGGGAGUCAUGUGAGAUGACUGCCUUCAGCCAAGUGACCUCAGAGGAGGCUCUGGCUAAGUGUCAGAGGGAAGGAGGAGAAGCCAAUGAACAGGAGAUCAGUUCUGGGGAACCACAGGACAGGGGCUCAAGGCGAUACUCAAACAAAGAUAAACUUUUUAUGAUCUCUCAGUCAGACUCCGUUUUGGAUGAUGAGGAGGUGGAGAGCACAGACAUAUGAUUGGACGAUUGCUGAUUAGAUAAUUGCUGAUUGGUGGAUUACUGAAUGGUGUAAUGAGUUUACUUGAACAAAAUGAACACGGGAUAACUGGCAGGGUGUUGGUCAAAGACACCUGACAACAGGCUCAAGCAAUUAUGACUAUUACAACAAACUGUAUAGGAUCUGAAAUCUAGAGUAUCUUGCUGGUCAUUGCAAAUGCAAUUAUCGAUACGUGACCAAAAAACCGAACAUGGUCUUUGGUGGGCUAUGAAAGUGAAGACUGUGUGUGAGUAGUAUUUUGUCAAGCGUUUGUUUGUGUAGGUCGGAAGCAUCGCGCCCAACAGAAUGAGUUUCACAGCAAAAAGAUAACAUUAACCAAAAAGGGCCCGUUUUUAAAUGGUGACUGUACAGAUACUGUACCAUCCACUUGAUGUAAUAGUUUAUAUAAUGUGUAGAAAUAUAAUUGUGGCUGUUCCACCCACUGUCACUACUGAUACUGUAGUAGUAUAUUGAUUGAGAGUUGCUGUCUCAACAGCAUGUAUUUUAUACUGCAAUGUCCUUACACAGUUUUUGUCAGUUGCCAGAGGAAGGUUUGAAUUCAAACUUGAAUAGCAAUACAUAAUUGACCAUCUCUGUUUGCUUGUGGGUAAUCACAGUGUUGGCAUAUUUGCCAGUCUCUUAAAAUUCUCUGAACAAGACAUGUUAUUGUUUAGUUUUUUAGAACAGUUUUGACUUGCUUGUUAAGGAAUCUAUAUCUUUGCCAUCGCUAUUUCCUGAGGGAAACUGAGAACCACACACUGACUAGCACAAUUCACAGCGCAAUACUUGUAUCUCGGUACAAGUAGCAUAACUACCUUACCACAAGUAACCAUCCAUGUAGAAAACAAAUAUCAAAUCAAUGUUAUCCUGUGCAAAAGCAGCUGGGUUGUUUUUGUAGUUGAUUGUUGUUCAAUGACAAACCUGCAGUAUGUAUUGUAGUCCAAUUGUUGCUGGUUACCAUGGUCAAGUCAAACAUCCCAUGGUCGUCCUAUGGGUCAAUCAGUCUUCAAAUAAACAUACGAAGCUGCCUCAUUAUCUGUAUCAUCUGUAAUUAGUGACCUCCUGACAUUCUGUCAAUCAAGUUAUCAACC